Messenger RNA from Geodia barretti, 4315 nucleotides. Lineage: Eukaryota; Metazoa; Porifera; Demospongiae; Tetractinellida; Geodiidae. The record is from the annotation of a GenBank genome assembly.
UGGAAGAGGUGUGGUGGGAGGACCAGAGAGUUUCGCCGACGUGGCAGGAGUAAUGGCGGCCGAGCAGAGGGUCUCUAAGCGUGUGGAGAGGGAACUCCACCAGACAAAAGUCGUGGUCCGCCAUCUACCGCCCGACUUUGACCAGGAAGCAUUUAUGGAGGCGUUCUCUCCGGGUCUACCCGAAGGCAGUUUCAACUAUCUCUACUUCGCGCCCGGCGAUCCGGAGUUCGGCCCGAACGGCUGCGCGCGAGCAUACGUCAACUUUACUGACGAGUCCGCCAUCCUGACGUUCCGUGACCAGUUCGACGGCAUGGUUUUGGAGUCGAAAAGCGGCGGAGGGCAAAAGUACCGCGACCCUCAUCGAGUUUUCGCCGUUUCAAGCGGUACCCAAGCCUCGUAAGAAGCCGGACGCUCGCUGCGGUACCAUCGAACAAGACGGAGACUACAAAGCUUUCCUGGAAAGUCGGGACGAAAAGGUGACCAGCAUGUCGUCUAUUGAUCUCGAGUCAUACUUGGAAGAAUACAAGGCAAGUCAGAUCGCCGAGGUGCAAGUCACUCCGCUCAUAACGUACCUGAGAAACAAGAAAAGUGGAUCGAAAUUUGCGAAAAAGAAGCAGGUCUUUGUAGUGGAAAAGAAAAGGAAGAAGGGGAGGAGGGAGAGAGACCCGAAAGAGGGAAAUGUGGGCGGGGCUGGAGGCAGGAGAGAGAAGAAGUUGGACGAGAGAGGAGGGAAGAAAAGGAGAAAAGAUGACGGUUGGACAAAGGGGGGAGAGUCCGUGGAAAUUGGACGGAGUGACUAUAAGAUGGACGCUGAACAUGCGGAGAAGAGAGGGAGAGGGGGAGAAGGGGCCGGAUUGAGCAGCUCACAUGAUGUCCACCAAAACGGACAUGUCACGGGACCCGUUAUCAAGGAAGGAAAGGGAGCCAGGGAUCGAGGGGGUGGCCAUAGACGACCUGAUAGAGUGAUCUAUACACCGAGACCUCGUGAACAACGGUCAGAUGCUAGGGAAUCGCAGAAAUUCCUCAAAACCACCGCGCAGACACAAACUGGGAAGACGAGUCCAGCAACAAGUACGACGUGCCGCGGUACUCGAGCGAAAAGUACAAUUCGGGGAGUGAGUAUUAUUCGAGACCAGGAGAGUACUACGGAGGGAGGGGGAGGGGGAGAGGGAGGGGAAGGGGAAGAGGGAGGGGGAAAAGCAGAGGUGGCCAGUACAGCUAUCACGAAGACUCACGAUCAUCAGCUGGCAGCCGCUAAAAAUCGAUAUAAUUUUCUUCGCUUUGGAAAUAUUCAGGUUUGACUCAAACACGUACUACUAGUAGCUACACACCAAAACUACUCGUCUGAAACUCACAUAGUAUGCUAGAACAAACAAUGGAAGCUAAAUAUGGCGCCACUGCCGCGUUUUGUGAAGCAACCUCUUCACAUUCACAAGUCAUCUUGGAGGAGAGGACAAAAAAGGAGGAAGAAGAAAAUAUCAAGAAGCAGGAGAUAUGGGGAGGAGGCAGCCAUCUUACCAGGAAGAACCAGAACAAUUAUGUAUAAUAGCUAGCAGUAUUUUUUUCGGUUUCACUUUGAUUCAGGUGUAGUGUACGGGCGUUUACGGAAAUUGGGGCGCGUUUUUUUCUAAAUGGAGCGCAGCUAGCGAGCACAACGGCGGAUCGAAGUACAGAGCAACACUGACUGAGCAGUUUGGAAGUUUUUGGCGGUGGAGGGAAGAGAAAGCAAUGGCUACAGGGUUGAACCUUGGCCUGGCAGCCGGUACGGACAUCCCCGUGGAACACCUCGACUACGGAUACGUGGGCGAGUGCGGGGACGCGAAAGAAGUCGAAAAAAUCCUGCAAAUCCUCAGGUCGGGCAAGGAGGGGUUGUAUCCAGAUCUAGUGGCGUUCACCGAGCGAAAGGCUGUCAGAGUUGGACCCAGGCAGCAAGCUGCUGGUGGAGGAGGGAAGAAAGAAGAAGGUUACGGACCUCCCAGGUUUCGAGCAACAAGAGCUCCAGAAUGAUAUGGAGUCCUGGUCUCAGACAAUGCGGGAGGAAGAGUCAUCCCUGUCAUCAUCUGCCCCCCUGAACCACUGCGAGGGAGAGAGAGGGAGAGAAAGGGAGGGAGAGAUCAUGCGUGGGCUAGGCUUGCCUCCCAUCAGGAAAGCUGGAACCAUAGCUGACAGCAAGGUAGUACAUUACAGGGGGAAAUUCCCUGGGAUUUCCCCCUGUACCUGCUAACACUACACGACAUUCAUACUUCCUGGCAACUGAGGCAGCUUCUGUGUACUGUGGUAACCGCUUGGUAGUUCUGAAGUAGUAGAGUAGCAUCUUUCCUAGGAUGCUACCGUUGGUGGUUUUCACUGCUAUUUGCCAGAAAGAAAAGUUCAUAUAAUCCUGAUAAGGACACCUCAUAUCUCCAAACAACAGUUCUUGCUGAAAUAAAGACAUCUAGUAAUAUGGACACUUUAGUCUGCACCAUUAUUGUCCAGAUUAGAGGGGUUCCACUGUAGGUAUAUACUAAAAUCAAUGUGUUAUUUUCAGUCGUCUCCAAAGAAUCCUACCUCGGUGAAGUCCAAGACGCCGUCUCAGAGGAUCAAGUCCAGCGAUUUCCGGGCAUGGGAUCAGUUCGAUGCCGACACCGCGGCGGACCACGUGGACAGACAGGCAGAGAGAGAGGAGGAGGAGGAGAGGAAGGUCAGGUGUAACGGAGUGGCAGGGAAGACUUCUGUUCCAGUUGAACUAUCCGAGAGUGAGAGAGAUAUGACUGACGUUGAGAGAAACAAACUCGCCAUUCACGAGAAGGAAAAAGGGAACGAGUCGUUCAGAUCAGGAGACUACGAGGAGGCAGUGGUGUACUACUCCCACAGUCUCCUACUGCGUCCCUCCAUUGCUGCCUACAACAACAGAGCUCUCAUGUACAUUAAACUGGAGAGGAAUUCGGAGGCCGUAGAGGACUGCACGAAGGUCUUGGAAGAAGAUCCCAACAAUGUCAAAGCCCUAUUCAGACUAGCAACAGCCAGGAGCAGUCUGAAACAAGACGACGAAGCGAUGGCCGAUUUCGAACGACUGCUGCAACUGGAACCGUCCAACAAGAGGGCCCAAGACCAGUUGAAAAUUCUCCGAGCGAGGCACGAGGCGAGAGGACCGGCCGGCGAAAAACUCCUCAAGAAAAACAGGCUUCACAUCGUGGAAGUGGAUGGGUGUGGGAAGGGGAGGGAGGAGGAGGAGGAGAGGAGGGGAGAGAGACGAUCGGUCAGUAAAGAGGAGAUGAAGAGAUUCCUGGAAUUGAAACAGAAAAUGGACAAGCUCUCGGCUGAGGUAAAAGCGAAAAAAGCCGCGGACGCGAGAAGAGAGAAAAGUCGCGGAAAUAGCAAAAGGUCGGGGGGUCCAUCCGGCGGGAAACUCCCGGGGAAAAUGGCACCUGAUGAUUCAACAUCAACAAAACCAGUUGGUCAAGACUUGUCCUCGCACAAUUCUGACUUGCCCAGUCCUGCAGUCCAGACCACACCCACUCAGUCACAGGCCACACCCACUCCUACCCAAGCCACACCCCCUGUGGCCCGAGUGCCCCUCCCCCCUGCGGUCCAGCGACUGAAAGAAGAGGGGAACAGACUCUUUCGUAGUGGGCAGUACGCAGCGGCGUCUGAGAAGUACAGCAAGGCUGUUUCCCAACUUGAACAAGAAAACGAGGGAGGGGAACACUCUGUCUCCCUGGCAACCCUCCUAAACAACAGAGCCGCCUGUUCCCUGAAGACUGGACAGUGUAACAGCACCAUCAGUGACUGUUCUCGCUCCAUCUCUCUCCUUCCUCUCAACCACAAGGCAGUCCUUCGACGUGCAUGCGCCUACGAGAUGAAAGAAAAAUUUCAAGAAGCGUACAUGGACUACCAUCUCUGUCUCAGACUGGACGGUACUGUCCCACUGGCUCAAGACGCUGUUACUAGGUUGGGUCGUCACCUGCAGGAUGAGUAUGGUCUGGACUGGAGAGGGAGACUUCCGCCACAUCCUGACGCUGACCUCGUGCUGGGGGCUCUACGAGCGGCGCAGAGCCAACACCACACGACACCGGUUGACGCGAUCCAGACGCAGUUGACGAAAUCUGAAGACCAGAAUCAGCAUGAUGUGACACCGGUUGAUGCAGUCCAGACCCAAUCGAUACAAUCUGAAGACCAGAAUCAGCACGAUGUGACACCGGUUGAUGCAGUCCAGACCCAAUCGAUACAAUCUGAAGACCAGAAUCAGCACGAUGUGACACCGGUUGAUGCAGUCCAGACCCAAUCGAUACAAUCUGAAGACCAGAAUCAGCACGAUGUGACACCGGUUGAGGGA